This is a messenger RNA of Carassius auratus (goldfish), 1955 nucleotides long. Its product is annotated as occludin-like. The transcript has 8 exons. Gene Ontology annotation, biological process: positive regulation of transcription elongation by RNA polymerase II; bicellular tight junction assembly; snRNA transcription by RNA polymerase II. Lineage: Eukaryota; Metazoa; Chordata; Actinopteri; Cypriniformes; Cyprinidae. The record is from RefSeq and is a predicted model, not a curated record. Gene Ontology annotation, molecular function: cis-regulatory region sequence-specific DNA binding. Gene Ontology annotation, cellular component: membrane; transcription elongation factor complex; bicellular tight junction. Bases 342 to 1955 code for a protein of 537 amino acids.
UGAAGGAAGUUUACUUUCACAGCCGUCACGAAUUUCCGCCCACAUCUUUUUGAGGGGGGGUCAAGAGCACUGGAGAAUCAUCUGAUAGAGAGAGACUCGUGCAGAAGUGUUUCACUGCAUGUAGGAGCAGGUGGACUACACAGAUUUACAGAAACUGCCAACACCUUUACUCUCACCUGCUUCAUUUGAUUGAUUGAUUUAUUUUUAACUCGAACUGAACAUUUUUAUUUGAAGACGAAGAAGAAAAAUCUGAGAAAAUAAUAUUGAUAUUAAUAAAACAAAUCUUCAUAUCUUCAGGGGAAGACAGAUUCAAAAAGCAGGUCACUGGACGUCUUUGAGAGAUGUUUGAGAAGCAAUCCUACGAAAGUCCCCCCAUGUACACCCCGCCUUCCAAUGGCUUUGGACCACCUGGGAGCUUCCAAGACCCACGGAGUGAAUUUGAUCCCUACCCUCCAGCUCCAGGAUCGUACUAUGUGGGUGAGGAGGUACCACAGCAUUUCUACAAAUGGUUUUCCCCUCCGGGAAUUGUGAAGAUUAUGAUAGCAACCGUUAUAAUCCUCUGUCUGGGAAUCUUCGCCUGUGUGGCCUCGACUCUGGUUUGGGACAUGCAGUAUGGAUUAGGUUAUGGAUCUGGAUAUUCCGGCUAUCCUGGAUAUGGAAGUGGAAGUGGAUAUGGAUAUGGCAGUGGGUAUGGAUACGGAAGCGGAAGUGGAUAUGGAUACGGAAGUGGAUCUGGAUACGGAGGCUACUACAAUUCUUACCCGACUCCUUACUCGGCCAAGACUAGCAUGAUUGCCGUUGCCGCCAUAAACUUCAUCAUCGCUUUGGGGUUCUUUGCAGCCAGCUUUUCCAAAACCAACACGUUCCGCAGCAGGAAGUUCUACCUGGCGGUGCUUGUUGUCUGUUGUAUAAUGGCAGUGAUUCAGGGCAUUAUAAACAUUGUGUACAUUGUAGGAGUGAACCCUAUGGCCCAAAGCUCCACAAGCUCAUACUACAACCCCAUGCUCAUGAUGUGUCAGAACCUCUAUGGCAGCAGUGUGACAGGAAUGGGCGGCAGCUUUCCCAUCUAUAACCAGUACUUGUACCACUACUGCUACGUGGACCCUCAAGAGGCAGUUGCAAUGGUUUGUGGGUUCAUGGUUGUGGUGGCACUGGCUGUGGCGGCCUUCUUCUCCUAUAGGACCAGAAGUAAAAUCUGGCACUACGGGAAACCAAACAUCUACUGGGAUCGACCACUAAUGGGAGGAACCGAGGGCAGAGAUGUGGAGGAUUGGGUCAACCAUGUACAGGAUGGACAGAGCGUGCAGGAGGCAUCCAUGGUGUUUUCAGAGAAGAUGGCUCCUGUUCUGGUUUCGGCCCCCAGUGUCGGCUCCAUCCCCCUAAAGACUGGCAGUGUCUUUAGCUCUGAGUCCCACAAAGUUAUCGGUUACCCUGAGCACUCUUUUAGCCGCCCAUAUCUCUCCACAUCCCCGUCUGGAGAAGUGAGCUCCAGCCCCUCCGGCCAGACGGACACCAUCCUCAAACCGUCCACCUCCAGGGGCAAGAGACGCAGGAGGAACCCCGAACUGGACGAGUCCCAGUAUGAAACCGAGUACACAACAGGAGGAGAGACUGCCAAUGAUUUCGAAGAUCUAUGGACGCGUCUAUAUCCAGAGAUCACAUCUGAUGCCCAGCGACAUGAGUAUAAGAAAGAGUUUGACUCGGACCUCAGGACCUAUAAGAAACUGUGUGCCGAAAUGGAUGACAUCAACGAUAAGAUAAACAAACUCAGCAGAGAGCUGGACACACUUGAAGAAGGCUCGCCCAAGUACCAGGCUGUAGCAGAGGAAUAUAAUCGUCUCAAAGACCAAAAACGGAUGGCAGAUUAUCAAAACAAGAAGCACCAAUGUCGCAAACUGCGCCACAAGGUUUUCCAUAUAAAAAAAAUGGUCAAGAUCUACGACCGCCGUCAGUAA